UGCUCCGGCACUGACCUAGAGGCUCCCUCCUAUAAAUAGGCGAACGUCCCUGCGGUCGCCUCAGUGCCCCGCCAGCAUGCAUGGGAUCAGCGUCACCGCCUCCGUGUCGGAGCAGGACCGCCACCUCACCGACAUCUCCACCAUCAUCUUCGGCAACGGCAGGCUCUACAGCGGCGGAGACGAUGGCAAGGUCAAGGUGUGGAAGCCGGACCUGAGCCUGGAGCGCGAGUUCCAGGCGCACCCCAGCGUGGUGUACCACCUGGCGCUGUGCGGCGACUCGCUCUACUCCUGCUCCAACGACGGCACCGUCCGCGCCUGGGACCCCAACACGGGCGACAGCCGCGGCACGCUGCUCGAGUACGACGACGAGGUGUGGCGCUUCUGCGUCGACAACGGACACCUCUACUCUGGCGACAACAAGGGCAUGAUCUGCUCGUGGGAGAAGGACAAGCAGAGCCAGCUGUACAACCUGGUGGAGGAGGUGCGCGACCUCAUCGUCAAGGGACAGCUCAUCUACACGGUGCGUGACCGCGACGUCGUAGUGACCGAACUCGCCGGAGACAAGGGCCGCUACGUUACAAGAGCAACGAUGGAGGGCAGCAGUCCCAUGGUGAUGGCGGGAGACAAGCUGUGCUUCGCCUCCCGGACGGGCACCGACAUCUGCGUCCACGAGAACAGCAAGGAAUCGCGCUUCAAGCAGCUUCAGCAGUUCAAGGCGCACGACAUGAUCCUGAACGCUCUGGCGGCGGUCGGCGACUCGGCGCUGUUCAGCGGCAGCUGGGACAAGACGGUGAAGCGCUGGGACCUAGGCACGUUCGAGUGCACCGGCACCUGCGACGUCGGCGUCUGCGUCAGCUCGCUGGCCGUCGGCGACCAGGGACAGGUCUACGCCGCCGGCUCCAACGGACACAUCUGCCGCAUCGACAGCAAGUAGGCCGGCGUCCGCGCCGCCCGGCUAUCGCCUCGCGGUUCAGCAUCCACCGCGUUACUGUGUCGACAACAGCUGCUCCCGGUCCACAUGGGUUCUAUCCCGUGCCACCGGCGGACGAUGCAGUAUCGUAGUAUUUAAGCAACUUUCAUAUAAUAAAAAUGACUCCAGGAACGGUUACUACUACCUGAGCAAGUAACAAGCAAGACUUUUGUAAAAGCGAUGUCGUAAUCUUGCAGAAAAGAAGCCGUUUCGCGUAUUUUAUCAGUCUAUCAUUACCAUCGAAGCACACAACGAACUGCAAGUUGUCUCAAGUAACGAUGUUCUUGAAUGUGACAGUAAUUUAGAAAGCUCAGAUUUCUUCUCAUUUGCAAACAGUAAUAUUUUUAUGGAGUAGUUAAUUUUAUGAAUAUAUGUAUUACUGUAGACAUAUUGCAAACUAGCUAUUGCUAGUUUUCGGCACCACUUAGUUAUACUUAAUGUAACACUAGUACAUUUAAGCCACAAUUAGCUGAUAUUUCACAGAACUCUGAUAUAUUAUUCUGCCUUAAAAGUUAGUGAAUGAUUUAUUUCUGACACAAUGUUUAACUGAAAUUCUGUUUGUUCGUAAUCUUCUGAAAGUAGUUUUCGAGUCCAUUUCUAGCGACUGAUGUUUGCAAUGCACCCAUGUAACAAGUCUUUAGCCACAACGUAUACCCUGUUGUCAAUUUUUCACUCAUUGCUCCAUAUGCAGUUGAAUCGCGACCCUUUCUUUCUCAUCAUAACUGACAAUUUUUGACGAAAACAAUCAAGUGUCAUGUCUGUUAAAACAUAAAAUUUUCUAAGCACUCCAGCACAAGAGCCUAUCUAGCUCUGGUUGUUCUCAGGACGCAUGAGCUUUAACCGCGAUAAGGAGAACACUGUCCACAACAAAUUUAAUAAAUCGACGUAGUACUGGUUUGUUUAGCCACAGAGACAUAUAUUGGACUUCUGAGCUCAAACUGGUUCCUGUUUCAGCAGCUGAGAAACACGUAAAGUAACGUAGAAUAGGUAUUUCUAAAAGCAUGUGCUGAGACGUCUUCACAUUAAAGUUUUCUUAUUUCACCGUAAUAUUUGUAAUGUAACGAACAACAUAUGAUUAUGUCAUAUUUAAAGUAACUGUUAUAGAAAGUAAAACAUGAAAUAAUCUGUUGCAGUAAGACUUAAACGUAUCUUAUCAGUGUUAUUUACACGGAAAAUAUGUAACUAAUUCCCCACUGCAUGCGUCCUAUCGGUAUAAAAUGUGUUCAAUUAAGAUUAGAUAAUACACUUCUAGUACAAAAGUAGUAGGGAAAUACUUAGGGAUCAAAACUGAAAUCUUAACGUCUUAUAUUUAAAUGUACCAAUUUUAUCCAUAUUUAUUCUUUUUGCAUUAUUCACCCAGAUAAUUUAGAUUUAAGUUUAUCCUUAUAAUUACUAACGUAGUUCGGUUACUGUGAGUGUAACUAUUCCAAACCUUUCUAUUUGGCAAUAACUAAAAAUGUAAAACUUGACAACGAGCUUUGUACUUCACAUAGUUACUAUUAUGUUUUCUGUACUGAAAUGUCAGUACCAUUUUACUAUUCCUAAAAUGAUUGUAAAACAUUUAAACUGGCUGAGAAUAAAUUAUAAAAGUAGAA
Molecule: messenger RNA, 2565 nt
Organism: Schistocerca gregaria
Lineage: Eukaryota; Metazoa; Arthropoda; Insecta; Orthoptera; Acrididae
Product: myosin heavy chain kinase B
Exons: 5
Coding region: 77-934 (285 amino acids)
Molecular function (GO): protein binding
Source: RefSeq, a predicted model, not a curated record